Molecule: messenger RNA, 726 nt
Organism: Cladophialophora bantiana CBS 173.52
Lineage: Eukaryota; Fungi; Ascomycota; Eurotiomycetes; Chaetothyriales; Herpotrichiellaceae
Exons: 3
Coding region: 1-726 (241 amino acids)
Biological process (GO): transmembrane transport
Molecular function (GO): transmembrane transporter activity
Source: RefSeq, a predicted model, not a curated record
AUGUUCACAAGCAAUCCCAUCUCGGUUGGGGUCAUCCCCUUACCCAAUGGCGUCGCGCAGAUCCUCUUUGGCGGUAUCGCUACACUUUUCAUGAGCAAGUCGGCCAUUUUGAAGCUCCAGGUAAUUGUGUUACUGGUCUUUCAGAUGGUGUUUACGACUGCUUAUGCUGGCGUGGUGCCAUCCGAUCGAGCGGGAUUUGUGGUGUUCCAGUACCUCGGAACGGGUCCUUUUGCCAUGAUUACCCUACCUUGCUAUGCGGUUGCGGGAUUAAAUGUUCCCUUGCGUCACUUGGGAAUUGCAUCCAGGUUAAUUGGGACAUUUCAAAGCGAUGGCGAGAGCGUGGGCAAUGCUGUCUUCAAUAUGAUCAUCAACGCCGUGGUCAAAAGCGAGAUCCCGAAGAAGAUUGCAGAGGUCACGACUGCUUACAGCCUUUCGUCAACGCAACUCGCGGCCCUUAUCCCAGUCACGGCACUGAACGCUGUUGGGGUUCCAGUCGCCUUCGCUACGGCGGCGGCAAGUGCAUACAAACAGGCAUAUGCCUUCGCAUUCAAGAGAGUGUUCUACUCCUUCAUCCCCUUCAGAGUCAUUGCGAUCAUCUGUGCACUCUUCACCAAAGGCCCCUCUCAAUACUUGACCGAUUACCUGGUUGUUCACACGGUUCGAGCAGGGGCCCUUGGAAAGACUCCCUACCUCCAGAAUUCGGGGCUGAAGAUGAAGCGAACCUAG